Molecule: messenger RNA, 2019 nt
Organism: Acipenser ruthenus (sterlet)
Lineage: Eukaryota; Metazoa; Chordata; Actinopteri; Acipenseriformes; Acipenseridae
Product: cAMP-dependent protein kinase type I-beta regulatory subunit
Exons: 10
Coding region: 524-1495 (323 amino acids)
Biological process (GO): regulation of protein phosphorylation
Cellular component (GO): cAMP-dependent protein kinase complex
Molecular function (GO): cAMP-dependent protein kinase regulator activity
Source: RefSeq, a predicted model, not a curated record
UGAGAAUCUAUAAUCAGUAGCUGCCUGCACGUCAUUGUUAUUAAUGCAGGGGCUGAUGCUCAUUGCUGACGGGACUGUGGCGCAUUUCCUUUGCACUCAGAAGGGGACAGCUCUCUUGUGAAUAGCCAGGUUGGAUGAUGAUGUGCUCCUGUGGAUUAUCUCCCGUCCAUUCUAACAGCAGUUGAGAUGGCUCGUUGUCAUGACAACAAAUGACUUGUGAGGUGUUUACUUGCGAGGUCUGAACGAGGAUUCGAAGUGUGCUUUGUUUGAUAGUUGCUAUCAGAGAGGCUCAGGAGAGCAGCAUUAUUCUCAUAUUAUUAUUAGCCUUUAUUAUUUGUAAAGUCCAACAGGCUAUGCAUGAUGUCUUCUCGUGAGCCGGGUGUUUUAACAGGGAUUCCUUAGUUCAGUAAUGGCAGGAGCAUUUCAGCCACAUACACCUGUGCGUGACAGAGCUACUGAGACAGUGGCUUGCUGUGGGAUUAAACGAGUUAGCUAGGAGACCUGGAGGAGGCUACUGAAUGGCAUGGAAGAAUGCAAACAAAUUUUGGCUCGCCAGAAGUCCAACUCUCAGUCCGAUUCUCACGACGAUGAGAUUUCACCUCCGCCCCCCAAUCCCGUAGUGAAGGCCCGUCGCAGAAGAGGGGGGGUCAGUGCUGAGGUGUACACUGAAGAAGAUGCCGUGUCCUAUGUGAGAAAGGUAAUACCAAAGGACUACAAAACUAUGACUGCUCUGGCCAAGGCAAUUUCCAAAAAUGUACUCUUUGCACAUCUUGAUGACAAUGAAAGAAGUGAUAUAUUCGAUGCCAUGUUUCCAGUUACACACAUUGCAGGAGAAACGGUUAUCCAGCAAGGGGAUGAAGGAGACAACUUCUAUGUAAUUGACCAAGGCGAAGUAGAUGUCUAUGUCAAUGGAGAAUGGGUGACCAGCAUUGGAGAAGGAGGAAGCUUUGGAGAACUGGCCUUGAUCUAUGGAACCCCAAGAGCAGCAACGGUGAAGGCCAAGACAGACCUGAAACUGUGGGGGAUCGACCGGGACAGCUACAGGCGCAUUCUAAUGGGCAGCACACUGAGAAAGAGGAAGAUGUACGAGGAGUUUCUGAGCAAGGUCUCCAUUUUGGAAUCCUUGGAUAAGUGGGAGCGCUUGACGGUGGCUGAUGCUCUAGAACCCGUCCAGUCUGAAGAUGGUGAGAAAAUCGUGGUACAAGGAGACCCAGGAGAUGACUUCUUUAUCAUCACAGAGGGCACUGCUUCUGUUCUGCAGCGCAGAUCUGAUAAUGAAGAAUAUGUGGAAGUUGGAAGACUUGGUCCAUCAGAUUACUUUGGUGAAAUAGCUCUGCUGCUGAACCGACCAAGAGCUGCCACAGUGGUGGCUCGCGGGCCUCUGAAAUGUGUGAAGCUGGAUCGGCCCCGCUUUGAACGCGUCCUGGGGCCCUGCUCCGAAAUCCUCAAGAGAAACAUUCAGAGAUACAACAGCUUUAUUUCGCUUACCGUUUAAAACCAAUUAUGAUUUGCUGCCUCUGUGUUAUCUUGUGCACUGUGCUGUUGCAUAGCUUUCUGAAAACGAUAUGUGCAUUUGUUUAUGUAAGGAAUGUCAGAUGCACUGCGUAUGUGUAUUCAAACUAACAAAAAAUUCCAUAAGAAUAGUCCGCACAUAAAGAAUAAAAUAAAAUGAUCGUACAAGCAGUCAUGGUAUUUGGUUCAGUGACGGGUUACAGUUUAUUAGUGCGUGCCAUGUUUAUUAAACGUUCAGCUGCUGCAUAAUUCUAGGUUACAAUAUGUUACCAGUCCCAUUUUAAACUGUUGUUCUUUUUAUUUAUUUAUCAUAAUUCUGCUAACGCAGCUGUUUAGAGCUACUACAGUAUAUGAAUUCUAAAUGUCUAAAAAAGAGUACUGUUCUUUCAGGAACUGCACAAUUACUUUUUAUUAACUGUUUCAUAUUGCAUAUUCCUGUAUCAUUGACACACUGUACCACCCUGACCCCCCCCCCCCAGGCAAAUAAAAAGUACCAACAGAUUGUCA